ACUGCCUACUGGUACUGCAGAAGCGGAUGGAAAACAGCAGGAUCCCUAUCGGACUUGCUUCACAGCUCCGCCCCGCCUUAAAGAGACAUACCACCUGUUAGUUUGUCGUUGUUUAACUUGUAUACCGCUUCAUAUUUCUAAGCGGUUUACGCAUCCCAUAUAGACGACGGUAGCUGAGUAUUGACUACGAAGAGAAAAGAGGGCUCAGCUGUCAUUUGGCACGCUUUUGCUGGGCCUUAUCUUACUCGUUUUGCAUACAGCUGCGGCCCAUUUUAGUGCAUGUUUCCUGGGAAAUUGUAAACCAUGGCACAAGCUGAGAAGAAAGGCGGGUUGCUUCGGAAGUCUUCAGCUAGUAAGAAACCCUUGAAAGAGAAGGUUGUGCUAAUGUAUGAUGAGAUCUUCACGACAGAAGAUCCCAGUAAACGCAACCCUCGGUUUUGGGAGGAGCUUUUCCUCAUGAAGGUGAACUUGGAGUACCUGGAAGGAAAGCUGGAGUCUCUAGAUGGUGAAGAACUAAUGAAGAUAAAAGAUAACAUUAACUGUUUGUUCCAGCGCUGCAUCCGGGCUUUGGGAGAAGAACAUCCUAUCAGAGUAGUCAAUGCAUUACAGACACUGUGUGCGUUGAUCCGUGGGGUUCAUCAGAAGAACAAAUCGACAUCUGGCUUUGACAUCAUCAACAUGCUGAUGGGUUUUGACAAGGCUGAACUGUGUAUGAAGAAUCUGAUGGAGAGUUUGGAUGCGCUGCUUUGCGCAGAAGGCUCUGAAAGCCUCAAGAGUUUGUGCCUGAAGCUACUGCUUUGUUUGGUGACUGUGACAGAUAACAUCAGUCAAAACACAAUCCUGGAGUAUGUGAUGAUUAACAGUAUAUUUGAAGCUAUCUUACAGAUCCUCUCCAAUCUUCCCAGUCGCAGGGAACAUGGCUAUGAAGGUGUUGUCCUGCUCGCCUUAUUAGUAAAUUAUCGAAAAUAUGAGUCUGUGAAUCCUUAUAUUGUGAAGCUGUCCAUCAUAGAUGAUGAGGCCACACUCAAUGGAAUGGGUCUUGUAGUGGCUCAGGCUUUAUCAGAGUACAACCGGCAGUAUAAAGACAAGGAAGGAGAACACCAGAGUGGCUUUUUCUCAGCCUUGACUAACAUGGUGGGCAGCAUGUUCAUAGCUGAUGCAGAUGAGAAAAUCUCAGUGCAAACUAAUGAGGCUAUCCUUUUGGCCCUUUAUGAAGCUGUUCACUUGAACCGAAACUUCAUCACUGUAUUGGCACAGAAUCAUCCUGAGAUUGGUUUGGUGCCAGUGCCAGAAAGCCCAGUUCCAACGACUCCAGUCACUCCACUCGGGACCACACCACCUUCUUCUGAUGUUAUAAGCACCGUGGAGCUGCCUCUGGAUGCCGAUGUGCAGACCAGCAACCUGCUGAUAACUUUCUUAAAAUACAGCUCCAUCAUUAUGCAGGACACCAAAGAUGAACACCGGCUUCACAGUGGCAAGCUCUGUCUGAUUAUUCUGACCUGCAUAGCAGAGGACCAGUAUGCUAAUGCUUUUCUGCAUGAUGAUAACAUGAAUUUUCGAGUAAACCUCCACAGAAUGCCUAUGAGACAUAGAAAGAAAGCUGCUGACAAGAACCUUCCCUGUCGGCCUUUGGUUUGUGCAGUGCUGGAUCUGAUGGUAGAAUUUAUCAUAACACACAUGAUGAAAGAGUUUCCCAUGGAUCUUUAUGUACGCUGCAUUCAAAUAGUACAUAAGCUGCUUUGCUACCAGAAGAAAUGCAGAGUGAGGCUUCAUUACACUUGGAGGGAGCUCUGGUCAGCUCUGAUUAAUCUGUUGAAGUUCCUCAUGUCCAACGAGACUGUUUUGCUGGCAAAACACAACAUCUUUACAUUGGCUCUCAUGGUGGUAAAUCUGUUUAAUAUGUUCAUCACUUAUGGAGAUACCUUCCUUCCAACUCCUAGCAGCUAUGAUGAGCUGUAUUAUGAAAUCAUCAGAAUGCACCAGAGUUUUGAUAACCUGUAUUCUAUGGUUUUGAGACUAUCUACCAAUGCUGGCCAGUGGAAGGAGCCAGCCAGCAAGGUGACCCAUGCAUUGGUCAACAUACGAGCCAUUAUCAACCACUUCAAUCCAAAGAUAGAAUCUUAUGCAGCUGUGAAUCACAUCUCACAGCUCUCAGAAGAACAGGUUUUGGAAGUGGUGCGCUCUAACUAUGACACACUCACCCUAAAGUUACAGGAUGGACUGGACCAAUACGAACGCUACUCAGAGCAACACAAAGAAGCUGCUUUCUUUAAAGAACUGGUUCGGUCCAUCAGCAUCAAUGUGCGGCGAAAUCUGGCCUUCAACACCCUCAGCCAGGAGACCCUCCUUAAAGAGUUCUCAACCAUCUCAUGAAGCUGAAUUGUCAUCCUGCUUCCUGGCAUUACUGAGCCCCUUUCUCCAGCAUUGACUGUAGCUCCUGAUUGCGGGUGAUCUAACCUGGGGGGGUGGGGUUCUAGGAAUAUCAAGGGGAGAUCUGGACUUGUCCACAUUCCUGGGCACAGAGAACUGAUUAUUCACACUGCACUGUAGAGUGGGAGUGAGAAAGAGGGUUCUAUAGCUACUGCUUUUUCUCAUUUUCUCUGUGCAGCAACUGUUGUCCAGGGAUAAAAGUUUUCCCCAGUGAGCAAAAUUAGAGCAAAGCAGUGUUAUUCAGAGAGCUCAUCCUUCUGAUUCUUUGCAAGUUGUCUGAUGAUGAACGGAGGCCUGGAGAGGGAAGUAGAGCAGGACAUGGGUACCAACUCCUUUAUAAUAAAGGACAGACUGACUGAACAUCUGUCCCGUGUACACUUGUGCUGUAAGGCCCAAGUUAUCAGCUUGACUUGGGUGCUUUUUAUCUGCUGCCCAUGUGUAUUGUUAGCCCCAUCUCAAACUGGUGUGGAAAUUACCAGCUGAAGACUCUCCCCUUCACUCUUGAGUUAGUGCCUCCUGUUCUGAAUGGUGCUUGCCAGAGCUUCUCUUCAAGAAUGCCCUGCCUAAAAUACUUGGUCUCUGGAGUUCCUGAUCUAAGAGGCUACCUCUAUAAACUCAUCCUUGCUGUUCCUACUGCCCUGUUAUAAGACUCUGGGGAUAAGAAUAUUGAAAUGUAUCCAUGAUUUUCCCCCCAUGGGAGCAAUAAGGGAGAAUGUCCUCUGCUUUUACUUCUAUUACAAUUCUUGCGUAUCAGAGUGAGCCUUUUCCUCCUGUUCCCAGAGGGUUGACUGAACUCCUGCAUUAGGUUUCUUAGUAUCUCUCCACUGACCUGAUACUCUUGGAUCCCCAUGGUGCUGAUAAGGUGACCAAGUGCUCCUACUCACAUUGUCAGUGUCCUCUCCAUCCAACACAUACACUGCCUAAGCCAAACACCACAUGGGCUGAAGCAAGAAUCGCUUAGCUCACCUCCCCCUUUUUUUGUCAAAGUUUUAUCUUCUUUGUACUCCAAUAAAAGUGCUUCAUUGCAUAGGUAGAAGUAGGGAAUUAAUCUGUCAAGCAUAUUGGUUCUUACAGCUUUUUAGCGAAAAGAAAGCUUGGGAUUGGGGGAAUUAGUGAUCUACAUCUGUGGCAUUCUACAGCUGUGGACCACAGGAUAUGUAGUUUGUGCGGCCAGCUGUCCCAUCAAUCUUUGUCAUACUUUGUGUAGAAAUGCAGAACCUGCUCUGUUGAAAAGCCAAGAGUUGGUCAUAUCUCUGGCACUGUACUCAGAGGGAAGAUGUCAGUCAGAUGUGCUCUAAAAUGUAGACUCUAAAUUCUUAGUAAAGGUGCUGAGAAAAUUUGGCACUGUAUACAUUUGGGUGGGUUUUUUCCUCCUACCUGCAUAUUAUCUUCCUAGUUGCAGAACACUGGAUGCAAACAGGAUUCGGCGAGCAGGUGUACAUGCAUCUUACUGGGGUCUUUCCUGAUGUAUGUUGGUUAGGAGAUUGCUGUGAAGAACAGACUUUACUUAAAAGAGACUUGCCAUCUUGUGUGAUUUCUCUGUAUUUUUGGACUGACAUGAGAAACUCUCUUCCCCAAUACAUUGAUGAGUCUCAGCUAUGCCUAACAGUGAAUUUUGAGGGCAGACUUUCAAGGAAGAACUCUUUUUUUCCUAGAAGAAACACUAUAAACACCCUACUAAUAAAAUAGAACCUGUAAGAAGAGGUACAUAGAAUUCAGCAGUAAUGGGGUGGGGAAUGAUGCAGCACCGCUAAUCACUCUAUUAUGUGCAGUGUAUCUUUUUGUGUUCUUUUUAUGAGAGGUAAUAAAUUAUUAUUACUCUUAA
This is a messenger RNA of Rhineura floridana, 4255 nucleotides long. It is a transcript of the gene ARMH3, whose product is annotated as armadillo like helical domain containing 3. NCBI's taxonomy places the organism in Eukaryota, Metazoa, Chordata, Lepidosauria, Squamata, Rhineuridae. Bases 304 to 2373 code for a protein of 689 amino acids. The record is from RefSeq and is a predicted model, not a curated record. Gene Ontology annotation, biological process: regulation of Golgi organization. The transcript is spliced from 26 exons. Gene Ontology annotation, cellular component: cytosol.